UCCUGCAGGCAGCUCCUCAAGGCUUCUGCCCUUUCUUGCAGGGUUCCUGCAGGCAGCUUCUCAAGGCUUCUGCCCUUUCUUGCAGAAACCAUCACAUGCGAUGAACUGAAAAAUCUAAACCCCAAUGGAAUAGUGCAGCUAUAUGAUGUAAGAACACCAGAGGAGGUCCAAAAAGGCAAGAUCUCAAAUGCCAUAAAUAUUCCCGUCACUGAGUUUGAAGAUGCUUUUAAGAUGGAUCCUGAGACAUUUGCCAAGAAAUUCAAGAUAAACAAACCCAAGCUGGAUGAUAACAUUAUUGUCUAUUGUCUGUCGGGAAGACGUGGUACUCGGGCCACAGAGAUUGCCUCCUCUUUGGGAUACAAACAUGUCCGAAACCUCAUCGGUGGAUACACUGCAUGGUCUGAGAAAGAGGGAAAGUAAUCUGCAGAUAUUUUCCAUUUCGGACAAUGGUUUUACCAGUUCCUACUGACCUUGUAUUCUUGAAGGAUUUUUCGCGGUCCGUAUCCUGGUAUAACCUCUGGACUCGGAAUCCAUAUGCUGCUCAUUAUUAUUUAAAAAAAAAAAAAAAAAUACGAAUCUCCUCAACUUGAAUAUCUUAUAUUACUUUUAACUAUAGGCUGUUUUUUCUCUGUUAUUCUAUAUUUUAUUUUAAUAUA
Pelobates fuscus (common spadefoot toad) is the source of this 656-nucleotide messenger RNA. RefSeq names its product thiosulfate:glutathione sulfurtransferase-like. The transcript is spliced from 5 exons. Lineage: Eukaryota; Metazoa; Chordata; Amphibia; Anura; Pelobatidae. Gene Ontology annotation, cellular component: mitochondrion. The record is from RefSeq and is a predicted model, not a curated record. Gene Ontology annotation, molecular function: thiosulfate-cyanide sulfurtransferase activity. The annotation marks the transcript as partial.